CUAAAGUAUCCCGUUUUUCAACGUCCGCUCCGACCAAUGCACACCAGACUCUACCCUCCACCUUCCACAACGAUCGUGCACUUUUUUCGCUCUUCUUCGACUGGACAUAACAAUGCCAUGAACAGGGAAUCAAAUAAAGUCAAGCCGAGCUGACAUUCAGUAUGCCUUGAUGAAUCUUCGUGGUAGUAUCUGAGCGCCACGAAUGUUGCUUAUAGCAAUGAAGGGUGGAAUUUGAAGUGAUUGAAGACCUGUGUGCACUCGAAGAUGGCAGCCUCGAAGUUCAUGGUGGAGUUCUGCUCCUGUUGUAAACAAAACGGCCGAACGUUUUCCGUCAUCCGUUUGUACAAGAACAGGUUCUCCACCGCUAGAGACACACUUGGUACGAGGGAGCGAGGGAGACAUGUUGUGAAGGAAUCUGGGUCAGAAGCUUGAUGAGUUGUGUUGGUCGAAGCUGUGUUCGAGGCGCACGGUACUGUUGGCCAUGGAAGGCCGGUAUCCCUUUUACGUAGGAGAACGUUAGUUUUUCUCAAAGAGGGGGCUAAGUGACGGCCAUAGAUCAGCCAGAAGGGGAAUGAAGGAUGGGAAGAGCGCUGACAGGAGGCGGGCGAACCAAGACGUAGUCGAAAAGGUUGCUCGAUAUUGUCUACGUGCCGAAAUCCUGUCCAUCGGAGGGGAUGCACUGCGAAAGAAGGUGACGUGCUCGAUUUACCAAACGCCGACCGUGGUUUGCGUUGCUGUACUUGGAAUGGACAACAAUCACGAUGAGUAAGGCGAGCUCGUACAAGGUGCGAAAUAUAGUAAGUUACGUUUAUAUCAUCAAGCCACCGUUUCUGGCUCUCAUGAACCGUCCAUAUACUAAAAUCAAAAUCACACGGAUCAGGCGCUUAUCCCCAGAAAAUCGAUGUCCGGGGUGGACUCAGAAAUUAGUCAAUCAAUCUCGCGAAUCCAAACAGCAACAGCUCUAUUUUUGAGCUGGUCAAAUAGAAGAAGAAGGAAGGGCCCAAUUUUCCCAGCUUGUUAUCCCGUUCCCAUUCCUUCCUUCAAGAGUAUGCCCUCCCCACCAAUAGGCGAGGUUACCUCUCCUGAAGAUAAUAACAUCGUCACUCGUUUACAACGCCGCCAAUCACCCCCACCGCCCCCAUCGCUAUUUAGUCUUCCAACACCGGGGGAGGUUAUUGCGGGUAUCAGUUCUGCCUUGGAUCAGAUAUUUGGGAUACCACCCCCUGCACCAAAAGUUACUAGUGCAACAACUGCGCCUACAUCUACCUCCACCUCCGAGCAGCCCCCCCCAGAGACAACGACAAGCAACACAGAUACCCCUCCAACUGAAACAACUACAAGUACAUCGGAGGUUAUCGCAACGGCAACGUCUACAGAGGUGGAACAAAGUUCUAGUACGACAGAUACCGGAACGGGAGAUGCAACAACGGAGAGCAGUAGUACGACCGUGACUAGUAGUAGCUCCUCUACCGAAGCUGCGUCGACCUCCUUUACAUCGUCAAGCGCCCCAUCUUCCAGCGCCCCGUCUUCUGCACUGGCAGUCGUCACCUCGUCGACCCUUCCCGACUCGACGCUUUCAUUGACAAGCGAGGGAGUGGCCACUGAAACUGGCGUGUCCACGAGUGACAGGACAGUCAAAAAAAACACACCUAUGAUUGCUGGGAGCGUUAUCGGCGUUUUGGCGCUGUUUUCGAUCUCGCUAUUGCUGUUCUUAUGUUUCCGACGUCGAUACCUUCGGAGGCGUAGGGCGGCUGAGCUUGAAGAGGCUUCGUCGUUCAUAAUGCCCAUUCCUCGGCACUUUGAGCCUCAGAGGUAUCUGCCGGCGAAGUUCAGGGAUGGAAGGGAGAGGAUACCCCCGUCCCCAUCAACCGCUUAUGAUCAUCAAGCGACGACUGACAGCGAAGAACCGGAGGAUGGUGGAACACAUAGCGACGAACAGCAUGAUGAACCUAGACAGAUCACCGGCAGUAAAUCGCUCCAUAUAGUCAUACCACCUCUGAGAGGACCGCCACCAUAUACGCCUUGAUUUGGCUUUUUGGUUUUGCACUUGUCCAGCUGUCGAACACUGGCGAUGGUUUCAGAACAGGACUUAUGGCAACUGGACCAUUAUGCAUUAAGUAGCUUCAAAUGUAUCUAAAGUCUAGACCUCCCUGGACACUAGGUCCAUAUUAUACAGUUCCUUCUAGGC
Messenger RNA from Marasmius oreades (fairy-ring Marasmius), 2188 nucleotides. RefSeq lists its product as uncharacterized. The transcript has 5 exons. NCBI's taxonomy places the organism in Eukaryota, Fungi, Basidiomycota, Agaricomycetes, Agaricales, Marasmiaceae. Bases 902 to 2026 code for a protein of 374 amino acids. The record is from RefSeq and is a predicted model, not a curated record.